AUGGGGAAUGAUCAGACUACUGUGGGAUUGUCUAAUGAUGCUGUUGUCAAUCAAAUACAGGAGAUUAUUUCAGAUAACUGCGUGGUGAUUUUCUCCAAAACAACAUGCUCCUACUGCAGAAUGGCAAAAAAUCUCUUUGACAGUAUAAAUGUGAAUUACGCAGCUGUAGAACUGGACAUGAAUACAAAUGGAAGUCAGUUCCAAGACGUUCUUGAACAGAUGACUGGUGGCAGAACAGUCCCAAGAGUGUUUGUCAAUGGGUCUUUUGUUGGAGGUGCUACAGAUACUCAAAGGCUUCAUGAGGAAGGCAAACUGCUGCCAUUAAUUGAUCAGUGUCAGGUGAAAAGUAAAUCCCAAUCAGCCAUUUAG
Messenger RNA from Nestor notabilis (Kea), 369 nucleotides. RefSeq names its product glutaredoxin 2 (gene GLRX2). The transcript is spliced from 3 exons. Bases 1 to 369 code for a protein of 122 amino acids. NCBI's taxonomy places the organism in Eukaryota, Metazoa, Chordata, Aves, Psittaciformes, Psittacidae. The record is from RefSeq and is a predicted model, not a curated record.